Messenger RNA from Conger conger (European conger), 1963 nucleotides. Its product is annotated as 5-beta-cholestane-3-alpha,7-alpha-diol 12-alpha-hydroxylase-like. Gene Ontology annotation, molecular function: sterol 12-alpha-hydroxylase activity; heme binding; iron ion binding. Lineage: Eukaryota; Metazoa; Chordata; Actinopteri; Anguilliformes; Congridae. The transcript has a single exon. The record is from RefSeq and is a predicted model, not a curated record. The coding region runs from base 15 to 1571 and encodes 518 amino acids.
UCUGUGAUGGGUAAAUGACAGACUGCAACAAGAUGGGGGGACUUUUGCUGCCUGUUCUGAUUGCCCUGGUGGCAUCUGUGAUCGGGGGGCUCUACCUCCUGGGGGCCUUCCGCAAAAGGCAGCCUGGAGAGCCACCGCUUGACAAAGGGUCCAUACCUUGGCUGGGUCACAUCCUGGAGUUUCGGAAUGACACCGCUCGGUUCCUCCAGAGGAUGAAAGAGAAGCAUGGGGACAUUUUCACGGUGCAGCUAGCUGGCUUCUACUUCACCUUCGUCAUGGAUCCGAUGUCCUUCGGCAGCAUAAUGAAAGAGGCCCGGACCAAGCUUGAUUUAUCAAAGUUUGCAGAGCAUCUGGUGAAAAGAGUGUUUGGCUACCAUCCAGCUCAUAAUGAGCGCAAAGACCUGGAAAAGGCCAACACCAAAAACCUGAUGGGUGAUGGCCUGGUGGUCAUGACCCAGUCAAUGAUGAACAACCUACAGAACCUGAUGUUGCACAGCAUUGGCUCCGCGACAGAGCAGGGCAUCUGGAAAGAGGACGGGUUUUUCCACUACAGCUACAAUAUCGUCUUCCGGGCAGGUUACUUGGCCCUGUUCGGUAAUGAGACAGCCAAGACAUAUGGCACCUUGGAGAAAGCUCGGGAAGUUGACCUCUUGGAGUCCAACAAGCUCUUUUAUGAAUUCAGGAAGUAUGACAACCUAUUUCCCAGUCUCGCAUAUGGAGUCCUGCGCCCCAGGGAAAAGAUGGAGGUGGAGAGGCAGAAGAGGCUGUUCUGGAGAAUGCUUUCAAUGCGUAAUCUGGCCGAGAAGGAGAACAUCAGCGGCUGGGUUCUGGACCAGGAGGUGUCGAGGAGAGAGAAUGGGAUGGAGGAGUCAAUGCGGGACCGGCACAUGUUCCUGCUCCUCUGGGCGUCCCAGGGGAACACGGGACCCUCCGCUUUCUGGCUGCUCCUCUACCUCAUGAAGCACCCUGAAGCAAUGAAGGCCAUCCGGGAGGAGGUGGAAGGACUGCUAAAGGAGACGGGACAGGAGGUGAAGCGUGGAGGGGUGCUCAUCGAGCUCACUUAUGACAUGCUGCUUAGGACACCCAUCCUGGACAGCGCAGUGGAUGAAACCCUCAGGCUCACGACCGCCCCUGUUCUCACCCGGGCUGUGCUGCAAGACAUGUCACUGAAGAUGGCCAACGGGAUAGAGUACACAAUUCGCCAGGGUGACAGGGUGGCUCUCUUCCCUUACACUGCUGUCCAGACAAACCCUGAGGUCCAUCCUGACCCACUCACCUUCAAGUAUGACCGAUUCCUCACACCAGAGGGCACCAAAAAGACAGAUUUCUACAAGAACGGGAAGAGGCUGAGGUACUACAACAUGCCCUGGGGUGGUGGGACCACCAUGUGCCCAGGCCGCUUCUUCGCCAUCAAUGAGCUGAAGCAGUUUGUUUUCCUCAUGCUCACAUAUUUUGACUUUGAGCUGAAGAACCCUGAUGAAGAGAUCCCUGCCAUUGACACCAAGCGAUGGGGGUUUGGCGCUAUGCAUCCAGUCAGGGACAUUCAGUUCAGAUACAGACUACGUUUCUAAAUCGCCCUAAACAUGAUGCAGGAUAUGCUAUGGAAUCAAGCUUGGUAUGAUUCUACUGACUAUUCUUAACACAUUUUUAUAGCUGAUAACUUCAGAGCUAUAACUGAUCUCUGUAAUUGUUAAUUUCAAGUAACAGGAAAAAAAUGCUUUGUUUGGCAGAUGUUGACUUAUAAUAUUCAAAACAAGUUCACACUGUUAAUUUCUGUAUGCUCUCAAGGAUGAACAAAAUUAGUAAUUUUUCUAUAAUUAUUCCUACCCACAUUUGCGAACAUAAAGAGUUAGUGUGUUUUUAAAGAAAUUCUGAAGUUCGUAAGCAGAAUAUACAUCUCACCUACUUUUCUGUGUGAUCAAGUCACUGCAGAAUAAAUAAACAAAGUCGUUUUUUAACCAAA